This is a messenger RNA of Phytophthora infestans T30-4, 1323 nucleotides long. Its product is annotated as acyltransferase family. Gene Ontology annotation, molecular function: acyltransferase activity, transferring groups other than amino-acyl groups. The record is from RefSeq and is a predicted model, not a curated record. The coding region runs from base 1 to 1323 and encodes 440 amino acids. Gene Ontology annotation, biological process: polysaccharide biosynthetic process. The transcript is spliced from 2 exons. Gene Ontology annotation, cellular component: membrane. Lineage: Eukaryota; Oomycota; Peronosporomycetes; Peronosporales; Peronosporaceae.
AUGCUGAAGAGCACGCGAAAUGGCUCUCUUACAGCGGAAGACUUGAACCUCAGAGAGACCGACAUUCAGGUGCGAGUGCUCGAGGCCUCGGACGAAGAGACCUCGACGUCUUCGUCCAAUUCGGAGCACCAGACAUUUCUAGAGCACGCCGAUGCCAGUACCAAGUCUUCGAUGGAAAAGCUUCCAGAGUCCAAGCCUUUACAUGCCCCACCGACGAAAGUUCUAUUCCUUGAUGGCGUGCGUGGACUCGCAGCUAUCCUGGUCGUCGCCCAGCACUCGAAAGAGUAUAUGCAAGGCUUUAAUCUUGGCGCAGUGGCUGUGGACGCGUUCUUCGUGUUGUCCUCCUUCCUAUUGACGUGGCUUUUCAUGAAAAAGAGCAUGAAGUUGAUGGCUCAAGGCGCAGGCAUUCGAACGUGGAUCUUCGCGUUGGUGGACUAUUUCUCAAAGCGAUUCUUCCGCGUGUAUCCACUUUUCGCAAUAACUGUGAUAGCGAUCUCGUUCAUGUCCGCAGAAGAUCAGAACCGCUACUUCCUCUUCAAGAACCCCGGUGACUUUGAUCUGUAUCAGGUGCUUACGUUCGAGUUCAACCAUCGGCAGUUCGUGCUCUGGACUCUACCACUGGAAAUCUCGUACUAUUUCGUCAUUCCCGUGUUCGUGUUGGCUAUCCUGGGUAUGCGUCGCUAUUGGUGGCUUGCUUACCGCACGAGCCACACUCCGUUAGAGCCGCACAUUCCAACAUUCAUAUCGGGUUCGCUGGCUGCUGUCGUGUUCGUAAAGCUGGACUCAUGGAUCAAGAACACAGGGUUCCAGUUUCGCUGGUGGCAUACGUUGACGCUUCGAAUUGUGGAAAGUCUGACGAUUGCCGUGUUGUUAAGCGUCUGCUUCAAAGGACUGUUCUUUGAUUGGGUCGAGCCGAAUCCUGUGCCGGUGGCGAAAGGUUUCCCGUUUGUAAGCGCGCUGUUGACGACGAUCUUUGUGAUUGAAUUGCUGCGUCCGUCCUGCCUGUCGACGAUGUUUGAGUGGAGUGUGCUGCGGUACUGGGGAAAGAUCAGCUUCUCGGUCUAUUUACUGCACAGCUUCGUCAUCUGGAACCCGACGAUCAGCGCCCAACCGAAGUAUUACAACCGACUAUUCGCACGAGUAUCGUUACUUUUGCUACUUGCGACGACGAGUUACUAUUUGGUCGAGUAUCCGUCGCAGUUGCUUGCUCAAAGGAUCUCCCGCUUCCUCACUGCUCGAGCGACUAGAGGAUCGGGCAGCUUGGUAAAGUUCACGUGUAUGGAAAGGAUCAACAUGAUGAAACAAAGAACUACUAUGAAGUAG